GAGGUUGCUCUACGGCUUCAGCCUAACCUCUAACCGCCGCUGCACUUCUCAUGAUCAAGUUCCAAUACCAGACCUUUCGCGGUAGAACCAAUGCGAAUCUCCGCCCCUUUUCUGAUUCCAUGGCUGUUCUCACCUCCGACGUUGUUAAUCCCCAGCUCCACCCCCAUCGGACCGCGCAUUCGAACCCCAUUCCGCAUUUGCAGGCACAAGAACAACCGGAAAAAUCCCAACUUCCUCGCCUAUUGGACCCAAAAUCUUGCAUCGUGACCCUGCUGAACUGCAAGGACGUUUCUCAGAUCAGACAGGUGCACACCCAAAUAGCCCGCAGUGGGAUGCUCCAGAACAUCGCCGUCGUGAACAAGCUCCUGUACAUAUACACCCGCCACGGAGCUCUGAAGGACGCUGGCUCCCUGUUCCACUCGAUGUUUGAGAAAGAUGCUGUGUCCUGGAGCGUGAUGGUCGGUGGUUACGCCAAGCUGGGCGAUCAUUCGGACAGUUUCAGGACUUUCAGGGAGCUCAUUAGGUCCCGGACGACCCCGCUUGAUAAUUUUACGUUGCCUAUGGUGAUAAGAUCUUGUCGGGCUUGUUCUGACUUAAGAACAGGCAGUGUGGUCCAUGGGGUUGCCUGGAAGAAUGGGUUGAGCUCGGACCACUUCGUGUGUGCAGCCCUUGUGGAUUUUUAUGCCAAAUGUGGGGCUUCUGAGACCGCUCGGAAGCUCUUCGAUGAAAUGUCCCAGAGGGACCUUGUGACGUGGACUGUGAUGAUUGGCUCUUAUGCAAUGACCGGGAAUGCGGGCGAAGCUCUGUAUCUGUUCGAACAAAUGAGAUAUGUCGGUAUUUCCCCCGAUAAGAUUGCAAUGGUCGCAGUUGUUAAUGCCUGCGCCAAAUUCGGCGCCCUGAAUAAAGCUAGACAAGUGCAUGAUUACAUAACUGAGAACAAUCUCUCUAUAAAUGUGAUAUUAGGCACCGCCAUGAUCGAUAUGUAUGCCAAGUGCGGCAGCAUAGUCGCUGCGAGGGAGAUUUUCGAUCACAUGAAGGACAAGAAUGUGAUCACGUGGAGCGCCAUGAUUGCUGCUUACGCAUACCAUGGAGAAGGUAGGAGAGCCCUGGACUUAUUCCCGGAGAUGCUGAGCAGUGGAAUAGCACCCAAUAAAAUAACAUUCGUAUCUCUCUUAUAUGCUUGUAGCCACUCGGGCUUAGUCGAUGAUGGACUUCGGGUGUUCUCUCUAAUGCGGGAGGUUCACAAUGUCCAACCGGAUGUUAAGCACUACACUUGUGUAGUCGACAUAUUGGGCCGAGCUGGGAGGUUUGACGAGGCUUUGAAAUUAAUCGAAGAAAUGGACGUCGAGAAGGAUCAAGGGCUGUGGGGUGCUUUGCUCGGGGCAUGUAGGAUGCACAAGAAGGUAGAACUGGCGGAGAAGGCUGCCAAGGUCCUUCUUGAGGCGAAAUCCAUCAAUCCGGGACACUAUGUCCUGCUUUCAAAUAUAUAUGCAAAUGCAGGCAGGUGGGAGGAAGUGGCAUGGGUUCGGCACCUGAUGACCCAGAGGAAGCUGAAGAAGCUUCCCGGGUGGACUUGGAUCGAAGUGGGAGAUAAGGUCUAUCGAUUUGGGGCGGGAGCUCGAGACCACCCUCAGGCUGAGGAGAUCUAUGCGUCCCUUGAGAGUUUGCGAAAGAGAUUGGAGUUGGCAGGGUAUGUUCCAGACACAGAUUGUGUCCUGCACGACGUGGAAGAUGAAGUAAAGGCAGGGAUGUUGUCAACUCAUAGUGAGAAACUGGCCAUCGCUUUCGGGGUCCUCGUGACACCCCUGGGGAGCUCCAUUAGGAUCACAAAGAAUCUGAGGGUCUGCAUAGACUGUCAUACAUUCUGCAUGUUCGUGUCGAGUGUUACAGCUAGGGAGAUCAUAGUCCGAGAUUCAAGUAGGUUUCAUCACUUCAAGGAGGGUAGUUGUUCUUGUGGGGAUUACUGGUGACGACUGAAGUUCCUUAAUGUCAUAAUUCCCGAGAUCCAGUACUGGCUGCUGCGCAUGGUGUACAAACGUAAAUGCCAUCUGAAAAUUUGAGAGGAUCGCAGUUAACUAAACUAAAAACUUAAACUUUUCAGAUGAAAGCAUCGAGUAAAGCAUUCGGAUUGUGCCA
Punica granatum (pomegranate) is the source of this 2136-nucleotide messenger RNA. NCBI's taxonomy places the organism in Eukaryota, Viridiplantae, Streptophyta, Magnoliopsida, Myrtales, Lythraceae. The record is from RefSeq and is a predicted model, not a curated record.